Messenger RNA from Paramecium sonneborni, 7221 nucleotides. NCBI's taxonomy places the organism in Eukaryota, Ciliophora, Oligohymenophorea, Peniculida, Parameciidae. The record is from the annotation of a GenBank genome assembly.
AUGAACUCGAACUAAAAAAAUACUGAAAGUUAAACCAAAAAUUACAAGUCAAAAAUCUAAAACUAUAUCAAACAAUAACAAAGAGAUUCAAAAAAGAAGGAUAUGACUAUUGAGAAAAUCCUUACAUAAAUGAUUAUUGAUUCUUUUAUUGGAGAAGAUGAAUAAAAGUUUUAGACUACAACAUUUGAUGUUAUUAAAGAAUCUUUAUGGUAAUAUUAAAUUUCAAGUAAUUUUAUCUAUUAAAGUAGAAUAAAUGCUCAAUAAGAUUAUAAAUAAAAAUGAUAAAAUAUUAGCAAUUAUUUCAUCUAUUUUGUUAAUCUUAGAUGGGUAUUUCAAUAUUAAAAGUAAUAAAAUUAAUUUGAUUUACUUAAGAGUGCCAUAUGUCUUAAUUUAUUAAAGUUUUUUUUUACUUCAAUCUACUGAAAAUUUCAGCAUACUAUUUGAAGUGGGUUUACAUAAAUCAAUUUAAGACUCCAAAUAAUAAGUAUAUCAAUAAAAUUAUUAUUAGAUUUAGUUUAUUUGUUUUGAUAUUAUUCAAAAAAUCACUCUUAUUGAUAUUUUCUUUUAUCAAAAAGGAUCAGAAAUUACAGAUACAAUUUUAGAUUAUUAGAGAAAUAAUUUCCAAGACUUUUAUAGAUCUGAUCUAAACUAAAUAGAAUGUAUUAGUCUUCCAUUAACAGGAAUUAAUGCUAAAUCAUAAAACUACUUAUUUAAAUUUGAAAAGUAACUUUGGCCUGAAUCUAUUUAUUAAUCAUAAAGACUAAAAUUUAUAUAAUGGAUUCCUUUACAAUUUAAAUAACUCAUGGAAUAAAAAUAAAAUAUGUUGUUUAAAGGAUAGUAUAUGAAGAAAUCUUUUCAUGAAAAAUUAAAUAUUCAAUUUUAUUAUGAAGAUAUUGGAAAUUAAAAUAAAUAUAAAUUGAUAUAAUUUGCAGAUUUUGAAUCUGCAGGGCAAAUUUUAGAUCUGCUUUAAAAAUCUUAAUAAUUUAAAAUUAAAUUAUCAAAUUAGGAAAAGUAAAUUGUCGGAACAAAGAAUAAUGCAUUAGUUAUUGGUAGAAGUGGAACAGGAAAAACAACAAGUAUUGUCUUAAGAAUAUUUGCAACAGAAAUGUUAGUGAAAGUCAGAAGUAAAUUACUAGGUUAAAAAAGAAUAUAAUUUUUGUAAGACUAUUAGAAUAAAGAUAUUCAAAUACAUUCAAUAUUUUCAACAGCUAAUAAAUUUUUAGUUUAAGAAGUUGAAAAAUAUUAUCAUAAAUUAGAAAGAUAAGCUUCAGAUGCUAUAAUAAAACAUAGAUAGACAUAAACAUUCAAUUUGGAUGAAUCCUUGUAAUUAUUAUUAUAUAAUUAGUGUUUCAAUUAAUGAAAGUGUUAUUACAAACUAUGAAUACGAUGUAUUAGAUUUUAUUUUACAAGAGGAUAAAUGUUAAAAUUCUCAAUAAGAAAAUAUUUCUUAAUUGGAAAAUUCAAAAUCGAAUUAAAAAUCUUUUUAAUAAAUUAAUUUUCCUGGUUUUUUAUCAGUAGAAUAAAUCUUAAUAUUUUUAGAUAAACAAUCUUAAAAUCCAUUUUUCUCUGAUGAAAGGAUCAAUAAAUUUAGAGAUAAACAUAGAGAUAAAAUAGGUUUCUUAGAUCAUAAUGGCAUAAAUUUAGAUGAAUGGUUUCCUUAAUCAAAUAAAUAUUAACAAACUAAAUAUUAAUUUUCAACUUUCUAAAGUAAUAAGAAUAUAAAAGAAAUUAUUAUACCUGAGGUUGACUUCAUGUUAUUUUAUUUAUAAUUUUGGCCUUAAGAAGCUAGAAAAGUAAGACAUAAUUUUUAUGAUAUUGCUCUUCCUUCAUUAAUAUGGACAUAGAUUUAUUCAUACAUUAAGGGUUCCUAAUAUUCAUACAUGUAUCCUAAUAGAUAUCUUCCAUUCCAGUUAUAUAAAGAAAGAGUUGAAAAUUAUUUAACUGAAGCAUAAAUUCAAGAAAUUUAUUAAUGUUUUGAAAAUUAUGAAAAAUGGAAAGAAGAAUAAAAAUUAUUUGAUUAAUUAGAUAUUAUCAAUUCCUUGCUGAAAAAUAUAGAAUAAAAUUAAUUAAUUAAAUUUCCUAUCCACUAUUCGUAUGUAGAUGAAGUUUAAGAUUUACCUUAAGCUAUGAUUGAACUUUUUUGUAAAAUAACAGAAUAAGGAGUAAUAUUUUGUGGGGAUACUGCUUAAAGUAUUCUAAAAGGAAUUGGAUUUAGAUUUUCUGAUUUAUAAACUAUUUUUAAAACCUCUAAAUAAAUAGGAUCAAAUUAAAUAGAGAAAUUUUAAGUCUAUCAACUAACAACUAAUUUUAGAUCUCAUAAUAGUAUUCUAUAAUUAGCAAAUUGCAUAAUUAUUUUAUUAGAGUUAUUAUUUCCAAAUAGCUUAGAUCAUUUAUAAAAAGAAAUCUCAAAUUUAAAGGGUCCUAAACCUAUAAUAAUAUCUAAUAAUAAACCAGAAUUAAUAAAUGAUUAUUUAAAUUUAGAUUGUGAUGCUGAAGAACAAUGUGAUGUAGAAUUUGGAUUUAAUUAAGUUAUAAUUGUGAAAAAUUAAGAAGCAAAAGAAGCACUUCCAAAAUAAUUUAAAACAGCUAGAGUUCUAACAACAUAUCAAGCAAAAGGAUUAGAAUUUGAUGAUGUUAUUAUCUAUAAUUGUUUUAGUACUGAUCCAAUUCCUUAAGAGUAAUGGUCUUUGUUAGCUUGCAUAGAUGUAGAUUAAACUUAUAUAGAUAAGUAAGUUUUUGAAGAAUCCAUAACAAGUAUUUAAAAAUAUAUAUGAAUUAGAAUAUUAAGAAUAAAAUAACACAAAUGAUUGGGAAUUAACAAAAGAUGCAUAAUAUGUAAUUUAAAAAAAAUUAAAAUUAAAUUAAAGAUAUGACAAAACAAAAGUUAAUGAGUAUUCAAGUCUAUGUAAUGAAUUAAAAAUGUUAUAUGUGUGUAUUACAAGAGCUAAAAAGAGGGUUAUUAUAUAUGAUGAUGAACCAGCUUAAAGAUCUCAUCUAGAAAGGAUUCUAAAAAAAUAUAAUGUUUGUGAUUUUAUAGAGGAAUAUUCACAAAUUUUAUAAUUAGCCCAAAAUAGAUAGGAAGAAUUAAGAUAAAAAUAAUUAUUUAUUUAAAAGACAGAAGAAUAAUAGAAUGAGUUCUAAGAAGGUUAAUAAAAAUAUAAACGAAGAAUAUUAAAUGAAUAAUAAAAAUAAAAUUGGGAAUAGUAAGGAUAAUUAAUGUUUUAAAAAAAACUAUAUGAUGAAGCUGAGAAAUGUUUUUAAAUAUGCCAAAAUUAAAAGAUGGAAUAUUUAUCCUCAGCAUUCAAUAUUGCUACCAAAGGAUCUUUAAAAUUAGCAAAUUAUAAAUCAUACAAAAUUAAAUUUUAAACAGCUGCCACUUUAGAUUUAAAGAAAAAAAUAGAACAAUUAGAACAAUAAUUAAGAUAAGAUUUUUAAUGUGCAGCUUUUAAAUUUUUAGAUCCUCUAAUAAAUGAUUAAUUUCAAGCUGCAAAUUGUUUUUAUUCUGGAAUGAUGUAUGAAGAUAGCACUAUUUUGUUUUUAAAUUUAAAGCUUUAUCCAUAAGCUGCAAAGAGUGCAAAGAAAUUAAAAUAAAUAUUACUUGCAAUAAUUAUUUACUAUAAAAUAGGUAGAUUGACCAAAGUAUUAAAACUAUUAUCAAAUAGAUAUUAAGAUGAAUUCUUCAAAUAUGAAGUUUUAAAGUUAUGUUUUUCUAGGAAUCUUUUAGAUAAAGACGAAAUUAAAUAAUAUCUACUGAAAUAAAUGAAGGAAAAAUAUAAUAUUUUUUAUUAAUUAGUUGAAAAAUCAAAAAAUAUUAAAAACUAUAUUAUAAAUAAAGAAAAAUUUAUAUUGGAGAAUUUUUCAAAAAAUAUUUUAGCCAAAGUUGCAGUUAAAGAUCUUUUUGAUUAAGAAUUGAAUGCAAUACUUGAUUCUUAAAUUUAUAUUAAAGAUGAUCUAGAAGAGAUGAUGUUUGAGUAACUGAAAGUUUUUUGGAAUUAAUAUUUCGAAAUUAUUGACUAAAAUAUGAUUAUGAAUAAUCACAAUAAAGAAAAUAUUUCUAAAAUCUUUGAGGAAAAAUAAAUCAAAAUAGAUGAAAUAUUGUAAGAAUUUGCUAUUGAAGUAUUAUAAUAGUUGAAUCAAUAUUAAAUUUUAAUUGUCCUAUACCCAUAAAAAUUAUCAUUAUUAUAUAAAUAUUUCCCAAGUUUGAACUUUAAAACAUUAGAAAUUAAAGAGUAAUAUUACCCAAAAAUAAUUGAUAAUUAGAUUUCACUUUUAGAAUUAUUCUUUUUAGGUUAAUUUGAAGUACUUAAAGAAACUCUUAAAUAUUAAAAUGAGGAUUAAAAAUUAUAAUUUCAAGAAUUUUUUGAUUUAUUAUUAGAAAAGGAAUAAAUUCUAGAAAUAAAAAAUUAAAAUUUAUUUCUUAUUAAGAGCUAUUAUCUUCUAGGGUAUUAUUCAUAAGUAUAUAAGAAAUAUAAACCUAUGAUAUUUUCUUAGCGCAUGGAAGAAAUGAUUAAUAAAUAAUUUUCUUCGAGAUUUUCAUUAUUUUUUCAAUUUCAUUUUUCAAUUCAGUAAAAUAAAGAACUAAAUUAUAAAGAUAUGGAUAAAUUAUUAAAUCUUUAAAACUAAAAGGAAAAGUUUAUGAUAAUCUUGCAUUUUCUUUAUUAUGAAAAUGAAAAGUUCUAAAAUAAAUUUAUUUAGAGUUGUAAUUUUGAAUAGAUAUUAUAUCUUAAGAGACUAUUAUUGAUGGUUAAUAACUUAUUUAACUUAGACUAUGAAGAUUAUUAAAAUAAAGAAAAUAUAUUUUCAGCUAUUUGUUCUCUCAAUGGUAAAUAUGUUUCAGAAUCGAAAUUUCUAAAUGUUUUUGGUUAAAGCAUGCUAAUUCAAUUAUAAAUAAAUUCUAAUGAAUUUUAUUCUGAUUAAGAUAUAUAUUAGAAAAAUAUCGAAUUUAUAAAAAAAAUUUAAGACAGUGUAAAUUAAAGCAAUGAAGUAAUUUUUUAGUUCUUAUUUGAAGAAAUGAUUUAAAAAAACUCCUAUUAAAAUGAUAGUAAUUAUUAAUUUUUGCUUGAAAAUGAAAAUCUCAUUCCAUAUAUUAUAACAAUUAUUGACUAGUUGUGUUAUGACAUUAAUAAUGAUAAGAUUCCAAAAUUGAAUCAUAAAAAGUGUUUGAUUUAAGCCAUUCAAAUUCUUGAUUCAUUGAUAGUUUAGAUUCCUAUAUCUAUUCAAGAUAUAAUUAAAAAUCCAAAAACAGAUUAUGGUUUGAUGUCUAAUUUAGUAAGUUUUUAUACUUAUUGUAAAAACAUUAUAUCAAUAUAGUCUAUUGAGUAUUGGGUCAGAUUUCAUUAUAACAAUAACUAAAAUAAGUAUUAUCACUUAGAUAUUUUAAAACAUGAAAUUAAUUAAGUAAUCAUGAUUUUGAUUUUAUUUAUUUAUAGCGAUAAUUUUCAAUAGGAUAAUUAAUAAAAAUAAAAAGUAAUUCACCUUAAAUACUAAAUAAUUGAAAAUGACUAUUUCAUUGAAAACUAUGAUGAAUAAAAUUAAUGGAUCAAUGAAAUAGUAAACUUUCUAUCUAAAGAGAUAGAUAAUAAUAAAAACUUAAAGGAAAUUUAAUCUAAUUAAAGAAAAAUUUAAGAAUCUAAUUAAAUCUCAUAAAUUUAAGAAAAACCAUCACAACUAACUGUUGAGUCUUCAGUUUAAGAAAAUAAAUCUUUAGAUUUUAAUUAGUCCUUAGAAAAAACAGAAGAAUAGCAGUUAUCAGAUUAAGAAAAAUGGUCUUUCGAUAAAGGGAAAGAACUCUAAAAUAUUCAUGUAAUUAAUAAUAUUAAUAAUAAUAAUGAAUAAAAUGAAGUAUAAAGUAAAUUAUCUGAGUAAAAUUAAAAAGAAGCAUUAUUAGAAAAAGAACAAGAUAAAUAAAUUACAACCUCCCAAUCUUAAAAUUAGACUUAAACGUAAAAUCAAAAUAAGUAAGAGGAAUUUUAUUUUUUUCUUUUUGAAUAAUAACAUCAUAAUUUAUAAUUCUUAUCAUAUCUUUAUUAAUGUCAAAAUAAUGAAAUAUCUAUAGAAUGGGAUUACGAUUAGGAAAAACUUUAUAAAUUAUUAAAAAAUGUCUAUUUGAUUUUGAUAAGAUUUAUAAUUGAAAGUAAUAAGUUAAGUUUUAAAAAUUAUAUCCAUCAUCUUUUAAUUAUAUUGAAUGAAAACCUAUUACACCUUAAAUUAAAGGAUUCUUUUUAUAAGGAAAUUUUGGAUUUGAUUGAAAAAGAAUUAUAACCGUUUAAAUAAGAAAAAGUGUUUAAUCAACAUUGUCCAAAUGUAUAACAAUAAAAUGACUUAAAAAAUGAAAAAUAAAAUAUUCAACCUUAAGAUGAUAAAUAAAAUGAAAUAACAAAGUAAGUUAUUCUUCAAGAAAAUUCUGAAAAAACUGAAACAGUACAGUAAUAGGAUGGAAAAGAAUAAAAAAGUCCUAAAAAUCUCAAUUUGCAAAAGGAAGAAAAUCUUAAAUUAGUAUAAGCAAAAGAUGAACAGAAAAUAAAGGUAAAAGAAGAAAAUCAUAAAACUGAAGAAGAUCUGAAUAUCGUUAAUUAAUCAAUUUAAUCAAAUAGAGAAAUAUUUGAAAAAUUUGACAUAAAUUAUUAAAUAUUAAUUUCACUUUAAGUUUAAUUGGAAGUCAGAAAAAACUUUAAUUAUUACUUUAAAUAAUUAAAUAAUAUAAAAUUAAUUGAAGGAGAAAAAAUAAAUUGCCAUAUUAACUUGGAUAAUUUUUAAUAACCUUAAUAUCUACCAUAUAAUCAAAAAUUUAAUACAACAUUGAAUUAAUAAAUAAACGAACUAAAUUUCUCAUACGUAGGUUUUAGAAAUAAAAUGAGAUCUAAAAUGGAAACUGGUAAUAUGAAACUAGCUGAAAUUUAUAAAAAAAUUGAUAAGUUAAAGAAGUAAAAAUCUUUAUUUUUUAUAUUUUUAGAGUAUUACAUACUUGCAUUAAAUAAUUCAAAUAAUUAGGGAUAUCUUAUUCAUUAUUUAAAGAGUUAGUAUUUUUAUUGAAAAGUGUUAGUGAUUUGGAAUCAGAACUAGAAUCAUAAAAGUAAUAAACAAAUUAUAUAUAGACAUACUGAUAUUAACAACAAGUUGGAUGAAAUUAUAAAUAAAGUAAAGCAAUACCCAAAUAAAAAUAAAAAAAAAGAUUAAGUAAAUGAAGAAUCGGCUUUUGGAAAAAUUUUGGCUUAAUUUUGA